Messenger RNA from Tricharina praecox, 1587 nucleotides. Its product is annotated as putative 60S ribosomal protein L3. The record is from RefSeq and is a predicted model, not a curated record. Gene Ontology annotation, molecular function: structural constituent of ribosome; RNA binding. Gene Ontology annotation, biological process: ribosomal large subunit assembly; translation. NCBI's taxonomy places the organism in Eukaryota, Fungi, Ascomycota, Pezizomycetes, Pezizales, Pyronemataceae. Gene Ontology annotation, cellular component: ribosome; cytosolic large ribosomal subunit. Bases 172 to 1341 code for a protein of 389 amino acids. The transcript is spliced from 6 exons.
CCUUGGCGCACCCACACUGUGCACUUUUAGUGACUGCUCUUUUCCGGAGAACGCAAGCAAAUUCCAUACUCACAGAAGCCACAACCCGCACCAGCGACUUCAACCCACUAACCAACAGCCCAACAACCCGCAUCCUUUGGACGACCUCACGAGCGGACUCACGGUUCAAAGAUGUCUCACAGGAAAUUCGAAGCUCCCCGACACGGUUCGCUGGCAUUCUUGCCCCGCAAGCGUGCUGCCAGACACAGAGGCAAGGCCAAGUCCUUCCCCAAGGAUGACCCCAAGAAGCCCGUGCACCUCACUGCCACCCUUGGUUACAAGGCUGGUAUGACCACCACCGUUCGUGAACUCGAGCGUCCUGGUGCCAAGAUGCACAAGAAGGAGAUCGUCGAGGCUGUCACAAUCAUCGAGACUCCUCCGGUUGUCUGCAUCGGCGUUGUUGGUUACGUCGAGACCCCCCGUGGUCUGCGUUCGCUCACCACCGUCUGGGCCGAGCAUCUGUCCGAUGAGGUCCGCCGCCGGUUCUACAAGAACUGGUACAAGUCGAAGAAGAAGGCGUUCACCAAGUACACCAAGAAGCACGCCGACGGAGGAAAGGACAUCGCCCACGAGCUUGCCCGCAUCAAGAAGUACUGCACUGUCGUCCGCAUCUUGGUCCACACCCAGAUCCGCAAGACUCCCCUCAAGCAGAAGAAGGCCCACAUGAUGGAGAUCCAGGUCAACGGUGGAUCCAUCGAGGCCAAGGUCGACUACGCCCGCGACCUGUUCGAGAAGUCGAUCUCCAUCGACACCAUCUUCGAGCAGAACGAGGUCAUCGACGUCAUCGCCGUCACCAAGGGUAAUGGAUACGAGGGUGUCACCGCCCGUUGGGGUACCAAGAAGCUUCCUCGCAAGACCCACAAGGGUCUCCGCAAGGUCGCCUGUAUUGGAGCCUGGCAUCCUAACCACGUGCAGUGGACUGUUGCCCGUGCCGGUCAGGACGGAUACCACCACCGUACUUCGGUCAACCACAAGAUCUACCGUAUCGGAAAGGGUGACGACGAGUCCUCGGCCACCACCGAGUUCGACACCACAAAGAAGGCCAUCACUCCUAUGGGUGGCUUCCCCCGGUAUGGUGAGAUCAAGAACGACUGGGUCAUGGUUAAGGGAUCCAUUCCUGGAGUCAAGAAGCGUGUCAUGACUCUGAGGAAGUCCCUCUUCCCCCACACUUCCCGUAAGUCUCUCGAGAAGGUCGAGCUCAAGUGGAUCGACACUUCCUCCAAGUUCGGUCACGGAGGCUUCCAGACCAAGGACGAGAAGCACGCUUUCUUGGGUACCCUCAAGAAGGACAUUGUGGCAUAAGCGGUGUUUGUGGGCUUUCUUUCUUGUCUUUUCGGGUGUUUUGUUUCUGGCGGGCUUUGUGUAUGGGGGGAAAAGCAUGUGGAAUAAACAAAAUGGAUCCAAGUGCUGGGCGUCUGCAUCAUUUGUCCCACCCUAUCCACUGAACUUCAUGAUACUUCCAUGCCUCCUUCCCCGUCACAGCAGUUGGGGAAUAUACGUCCUUGUACAUAGUACCAAUAGUCGAGCGUAACGAUUUUCGACUAUUCU